Pteronotus mesoamericanus is the source of this 3307-nucleotide messenger RNA. RefSeq names its product factor interacting with PAPOLA and CPSF1 (gene FIP1L1). Gene Ontology annotation, cellular component: mRNA cleavage and polyadenylation specificity factor complex. The transcript is spliced from 19 exons. The coding region runs from base 216 to 2030 and encodes 604 amino acids. The record is from RefSeq and is a predicted model, not a curated record. Lineage: Eukaryota; Metazoa; Chordata; Mammalia; Chiroptera; Mormoopidae.
GCCGCUUGGAGGAUACUGCGCACGCGCUCGCGGGCCGAGGCCCCAGUGUGCGUUGCCGCCUCUGCCACCGCGGCGUCCAGUGGAUUUGAGUCUCGUGCUUUCUUCGUUCGCUCGCCGGGGCUUUCGCGCCCCUCUUGCGUCUUUGGGCAGCGAGGCUGGGGAAGGGGUUGGAGGGGGAUUUUGACCGCUGCCUUUAAGUUGUGCUCGGGGCGGCCAUGUCGGCCGGCGAGGUCGAGCGCCUAGUGUCGGAGCUGAGCGGCGGGACCGGAGGGGAUGAGGAGGAAGAGUGGCUCUAUGGCGGCCCAUGGGACGUGCAUGUGCACAGUGAUUUGGCAAAGGACCUAGAUGAAAAUGAAGUUGAAAGGCCAGAAGAAGAAAAUACCAGUGCUAAUAAUCCUCCAUCUGGAACUGAAGAUGAAACUGCUGAAAAUGGCGUGCCUAAACCGAAAGUGACCGAGACUGAAGAUGAUAGUGAUAGUGACAGCGAUGAUGAUGAGGAUGAUGUUCACGUCACUAUCGGAGACAUUAAAACGGGAGCACCACAGUAUGGGAGUUAUGGUACAGCACCUGUAAAUCUUAACAUAAAGACAGGAGGAAGAGUUUACGGAACUACAGGAACAAAAGUCAAAGGGGUAGACCUUGAUGCACCUGGAAGCAUUAAUGGAGUUCCACUCUUGGAAGUAGAUUUGGAUUCUUUUGAAGAUAAACCGUGGCGUAAACCUGGUGCUGAUCUUUCUGAUUAUUUUAAUUAUGGCUUUAAUGAAGAUACAUGGAAAGCUUACUGUGAAAAACAAAAGAGGAUACGAAUGGGACUUGAAGUUAUACCAGUUACCUCGACUACAAAUAAAAUUACGGCCGAAGACUGUACUAUGGAAGUUACACCAGGUGCAGAGAUCCAAGAUGGCAGAUUCAAUCUUUUUAAGGUACAGCAGGGAAGAACUGGAAAUUCAGAGAAGGAAACAGCACUUCCAUCUACAAAGGCUGAGUUUACUUCUCCUCCUUCUUUGUUCAAGACUGGACUCCCACCAAGCAGAAACAGCACCUCUUCUCAGUCUCAGACAAGUACUGCCUCCAGAAAAGCCAAUUCAAGCGUUGGGAAGUGGCAGGAUCGAUAUGGGAGGGCCGAAUCACCUGAUCUAAGGAGAUUGCCUGGGGCAAUUGAUGUUAUUGGUCAGACUAUAACUAUCAGCCGAGUUGAAGGAAGGCGACGGGCAAAUGAAAAUAGCAACAUACAGGUCCUUUCUGAAAGAUCUGCUACUGAAGUAGACAACAACUUUAGCAAACCACCUCCAUUUUUCCCUCCGGGAGCUCCUCCCACUCACCUUCCUCCUCCUCCAUUUCUCCCACCUCCUCCAACUGUCAGCACUGCUCCACCUCUGAUUCCACCACCAGGUAUUCCAAUAACUGUACCACCUCCAGGUUUUCCUCCUCCACCAGGUGCUCCACCUCCAUCUCUUAUACCAACAAUAGAAAGUGGACAUUCCUCUGGUUAUGAUAGUCGUUCUGCACGUGCUUUUCCAUAUGGCAACGUUGCCUUCCCCCACCUUCCUGGUUCCGCUCCUUCGUGGCCUAGUCUUGUGGACACCAGCAAGCAGUGGGACUAUUACUCAAGAAGAGAGAAAGACCGAGAUAGAGACAGAGACCGAGACCGAGAUCGAGAUCGUGAUCGGGACAGAGAAAGAGAGCGCACCAGAGAGAGGGAGAGGGAGCGUGAUCACAGCCCUACACCGAGCGUUUUCAACAGUGAUGAAGAACGUUACAGAUACAGGGAGUACGCAGACAGAAGCUACGAGCGUCACAGAGCAAGCCGAGAGAAAGAAGAACGACAUAGAGAAAGACGGCACAGAGAGAAGGAGGAAACAAGACACAAGUCAUCUCGAAGUAAUAGUAGACGUCGCCAUGAAAGUGAAGAAGGAGACAGUCACAGGAGACACAAGCACAAAAAGUCUAAAAGAAGCAAAGAAGGAAAAGAAGCUGGUAGUGAGCCUGCCCCUGAACAGGAGAGCACUGAAGCUGCACCUGCAGAAUAGGCAUGGUAUAACCUUUUGUGUAUAUUAGUGCCAGAAAUAGAUACUACAAAUCUUGUUUAUUUUUCUGGAUAAUGUUUAAGAAAUUUGCCUUUAAUCUUCUGUUAGUAUAAAAAACUUUUUUCCGAAAUAAAAGAGUGAAUUUUUCAUGUUAAGUUAAAAAUCUUUGUUUUGUAAUAUUUAAAAAAUAGUACAGCAAUGACUUUAUAUCCAAGAAGGUAAUGUAAAUGGGUCACUGAGCCGGGAAUUUAAAGAGCUGUGUUUAGCUGUGUAUAUACCAGUAUCUAAUGAAGGUGAAGGUUCCACCUUGGCCAUAGUUUUCUUGAGUUAAUCAAAUACUAGUCUCUCAAGAAGUUUCACUGCAAAAGGCAUCCAAGGGCACAUGCUGAGUCUUGAGAUUAAGACUAGUCUUUUAUCAUUACUUCUGUGGCACUGUUGCUUAGCAUGUUAAAGAACUCACGCAGUUUUGGUAUCAUUAACUUUUUGAUAGCAGGUAUUCAGUGUUCUAAAUCUGGGUUCAUGGUGAAAUUAAACAGGGAACUUUUAUAUCCAAAAUAAUAAAAUCUAAUGGUAUUUGGCCAGCCUCUGUGAAAUAACUUAAGUACAGUUUCUAACAGGCACAUGGACACCCGUCACUGAUACAGACUGAAUUCCCUCCUGGCCAUCUGUGUGAGCCAGGGUCAAGCUGGUUUGGCCUUUCUUGAUGCUUUUCCCAAGGAUCAUUGGUUGAGCAGUGUGAUGAUUUUUUUUAUAGUUACUAUAUUGUGAAACGUGACAGGAGCUUUAGUUAUUUCCUAUUUAAGAAAAAACAAGUUUAUAAUUCUGUGAGCAUUUUCAGGAUUAACCCUUAGAAAGUAUUUGUCAGUGAUGGUAACAACAUGGUUCUGAAAGAAUUACUAGGAUCUUUUAGACAGUGGUACAGAAAUGAAUUUAGUAUCACAUAAUGACACCUAUAAUUUUUUAAAAUAUUUAUUUCUCAUUUGACGAAAGGAACAUUUUUCGGCCAUACAUUUUUAAAAUCCUCUGGGUGUAAAUUGUUUUAAAAAACCCAUAAUGUAUCUUUGCAGACCUCAGCAUAUACCAGAUUUUUAAUUUAGUUGUAUGAUUCGAAUUCAUUGGGGGCAUACAGAUCAUUUCAGCUGUUUAAGAGCUUUUUAUUAAAUAGAAAAAUAUAAAGUUGAGUGAUGCAAAAUCCUCCACACUGAAUAAAAACUAUUAGUAAUCUUAUGUUUGGAGAAGUAUAUUUUCUGAGGUGUAAUUUGGCUUCCAUUAGAUCAUAC